AUGGAGAUGGAGAGCAACCUUAUGAUGAAGAAUCAGAAGCUGGAAGCCUUUGAUAUUCUCAGAAAAGCUCUUGUAAUCUCUGCCAGAAACACCAACUUCUUCAUCUUCACAAUUCUCACCUCCCUUCCUCUCUUCUGUUUCUUGGUUUACUAUGAAUCUGUUCUCCAAAAAUUCCUAGUUCAAAUCUCAGAAAUUCUAAAACAACCCCUUGAUGACCUCGACUAUGUUUGGAUCAUGCCAUUUGAUACAACCAGAAAAAUGAACAAAGAGUAUACUGAUGGGUUCAUUCAUCUGGGUCUUCUCUAUCUGAUGCCUCUCCAUCUCCUAGAGCUCAGCACCGUGCUCGUGGUUGUUGAUUUGGCAUCAAAGAUAUACACAGAAGGGAGACCAUUGAUGACUCUCAAGGAAAUGCUACAUAUACCCUUAGACAAAACAAGACUGAAGGGCACUUUUAUAACAUCUCUUUAUAUUCUUGUCUUAUCAACUUGUGCUUUACUUGGAUUGAUAUGGUUAGCAACAACAUACUUUGUUGUAUUCAAAGACACAAUGUAUGAUUUGUUCUUUGCUAUAUGGUGUGGGCCAUCAUUUGCAGCACUCCUAACAAUUUAUUUGGCAUGGAGUGCUGUGUGGAAUGGGAGUCUUGUGAUUUCAGUGUUGGAGGGGACAUAUGGCAUCAAGGCAUUUGCUCUAGCAAUAUAUUUUAGCAGUGGGAGUGAGUGGAGAGGGAUUCUUUUGAUGCUUAUGUUCUUUGCUUGGGAAGUAAGUUUAAGGUUGCCUUGCAUCUACAUCGGCUGCUAUGGAAGAGGGAUUAAUUGUAUUGGUGUUGUUGCUCAGAUUAGCUUGUUCUGCUUUGGGAAUGUGGUGAAAUGGGUCGCCUGCACGAUAUAUUUCUGCGAUUGCAAGAACCGGGCUUUAGAGAAGAGGUUGAUGAUGAAGGGUACGACAGGUGAAAGCCGUGGAUGA
This is a messenger RNA of Prunus armeniaca (apricot), 963 nucleotides long. The record is from the annotation of a GenBank genome assembly. NCBI's taxonomy places the organism in Eukaryota, Viridiplantae, Streptophyta, Magnoliopsida, Rosales, Rosaceae.